Molecule: messenger RNA, 2005 nt
Organism: Cornus florida
Lineage: Eukaryota; Viridiplantae; Streptophyta; Magnoliopsida; Cornales; Cornaceae
Product: exocyst complex component EXO70B1-like
Exons: 1
Coding region: 77-1825 (582 amino acids)
Biological process (GO): exocytosis
Cellular component (GO): exocyst
Molecular function (GO): phosphatidylinositol-4,5-bisphosphate binding
Source: RefSeq, a predicted model, not a curated record
CUCAUCCUCAUCGAGGACUUAAAAAGUUUCUAAACUAUUGAAAGCCCUCUCUGUAUUAAACUUUUCUCUUGAAAAAAUGGUUUUUAAGUUCUUAAAAUUCGGUAGAAAUAACCGCCCACCUGCGGUAGAGUCGCCCAAAAAUACUGUCCCCGCAUCUGAAUCAGCAGCCAUGGAAUUAAUCUUCCGCUGCAGUUCAACUGCAUCAGGAGAGACGAAAGAAAGAGUGAUUCUAAAUGGCUACAUUUCAUCAAAAAUUGAUCAGUAUUUACAAGCCGUGGACAAAAUUCAACAACAGACAGAGUCCGGAACGAUCUCAAUUGACGAUCAGAGCAAACCCAACAGUGUGAUCCGAAUCGCUAUGGUUCAACUUGAAAAGGAAUUUCGAGUCAUCUUAAUCAGCCUCACCAGUCCAACCGAUACCAAUCCAAGUAGGUCUUCCACAUUUUCGAGUUCCAUAACCGAUAGUUCUCUUAGCUACGGCGACUACGAUUGUAUAGAGUUGAAUCCAAAGAAAAAAGAUGACCUCCGCAAUAUUGCUGAGAGAAUGAACUCUGCCAGAUGUCUUGACAAGUGCAUCCAGGUGUACAAGAGUGUAAGGAAGACUUUCUUGCAUGAGAGUUAUCGAAAAUUGGGAAUGCAGAAUGCAAGUAUCAAAGACAUCCGGAGUUUGGAUUGGGAAGCGUUGAAGGCGAACAUCGAACGGUGGAUACUUGUUGCUAAGAUUUGUGUUAGGAGUCUGUUUCCAAGGGAGAAAACACUCCAUGAGCAAAUUUUUCGAGGUCUUGUCAUGGAUGAUGCCUGUUUCGUGGAAGUGGUUAAAAAUCUUCUAACUCAGUUACUUACCUCCGGUGAAGCCAUCAUCAUAUGCACAAGCAGCCCAUCAAGACGCCCAGAGAAGUUAUUCAAAAUUUUGGAACUCCAUGAAUCGGUGUCAGAACUUUUGCAUAAUUUCGACAUCAUUUUUCAGUCCAAAUCAUUUGAAUCAAUCCAAAUUCAAGCUGUUAAGAUGCUAAUGCAGCUUACCGAGGCUUCAAGAGAUAUUCUAUCAGAAUUUGUAACUACCAUGCUUCGCGAGGAGUCGAAGAUUCUGGAUAACAGAGGUAGCAUUCCCAGCUUGACAAGGUACGUCAUGAGCUAUAUUACUUGGGCAACUUUCUAUGAGGAAAAGCUAAAUAAAUUGAUGGUAUCAAAGCCAUCAGAGCUCAAAGCUAGGAGAAAUUCCAGUGUUGUGACAAUUCCAGAUAUAGAUCUUCCAGAACUUGAUGAUCGCACUCCACUGGUGAUCCAUUUGAUUUGGAUCAUUGAAAUUUUACAAUUCAAAUUGGAGUCGAAGUCCAAGCACUUUAAGGAUGCCUCUUUGGCUCAAAUUUUCAUGAUGAACAACGUACACUAUAUUGUUCAAAAGAUUAAAGAUUGCUUGAAAUUGCAAGAAAUGGUUGGGGACGAUUACUUAGAGAAGCUAAUGGCAGUGACUAGUUAUCGGAGAUCAACUUAUGACAGAAUCAUCCGUUGCUUUAGAGGGGAAGGAUUGUACGGGAGUGGGAGUACAUCAUUUUGGAUGUCAAAGAGUGCGUUGAAGGAUAGGUUGAAGACCUUCAAUGCCAUGUUUGAAGAGGUUCAUCGAACUCAAGCAACAUGGUUCAUAUCGGACAAGCAUCUUCGAAAGCAGCUUCACUCUUCCAUAAUAGAGUAUUUGAUUCCAGCCUACAGGUCCUUUCUCGAGCUCUUCAGGAGACAUAUAAGAAGUGGAAGUCAACAAGAAUACAUCAAGUACUCGGUUGAGGAUCUUGAGGCUUCCAUUUGGAGUUUGUUUACGGAAGCCUAAUACACCAGGAGAAGAUCUCAUGAUUUACCAAUUUUAUGUGUUAACAUAUUCUAUUUUCUUCUAGGAACGUUAAAUAAUUCAAUGGAAUAAAUUUUGUUUUAAAUUUUACUUUCAAUUCUUAAAAUCCAAUGAAAGUAACAAGCCACCAGUGAUAGAGAGACAAAAUGUUCUCAUGGACUA